GGUAGGCAGGUCCACGUUCUUCACUUCUCAGUACCAAUUACAUUCCAUCUCAUAUCCCACCCUUCUCACGCAUUAUCUUAAUCACCAAAACGAGCUAGUCUCUUUUCAUCUCAACCAAUCAUAAUGCAUUUCUCCACCAUCUUCACUGCUUCCGCCAUGGCUGGCGCCGCUCUCGCCGCCGAGCACACCGUUGCUGUUGGUGACAAGGCUGGCAACCUGGUCUUCAAGCCCGACAGCAUCAUGGCUGCUGAGGGUGACACCGUCAUCUUCAAGUUCUGGCCCAAGAACCACUCUGUCGCCCAGGCCACCUUUGCCAACCCUUGCCAGCCUAUGAACAACGGCUUCUGGUCCGGAUUCGUGCCUACUUCCGAUGCCGAGAAGGUUGCCACGACCACCUUCACAUACGAGGUUACCAACGCUUCGGCUCCCAUCUGGUUCUACUGCACCCAGGGCAUGCACUGCCAAAACGGCAUGGUCGGUGUCAUCAACCCUCCUCAAUCUGGUGCCAGGACACUCGAGGCUUUCAAGACUGCUGCAAAGGCUGCCACUGGCAACGUCUCACCCACAUCCACCGCUGGCACUGGCGGCAACCUGACCGAGAGCGACAACAGCACAUCAACUGAACCAUCUGGCUCACCUUCCUCAUCCUCAUCCGCACCACAAGCAACCGGUGCUGCCUCUCAUGUUGCUGGCAGUGCCCUGUUCGCUGGUCUAGCUGGUGCUUUUACAUUCUUCAUGCUUUAAGCGGCCGAUACAAGAGUGCAAAGCAUAUUUGAUACCCUCAUCAGCAUGUCAUAGAACAGCAGACGUCUUGGGUGCGGCCGGUAAUACGCAUCAUGACAAUCAAAAGCCACUGGUGGCUAGGAGUGAAGAGAUGAAGAACGAGAAUGGGAUUAUUUCUUGGUAGUAAUUAUCUGAGUUUUGAAUGAACAAAUGUAUACUCCAUAUAUCUAUGCUUU
Bipolaris sorokiniana ND90Pr is the source of this 959-nucleotide messenger RNA. RefSeq lists its product as uncharacterized. The transcript has 2 exons. The record is from RefSeq and is a predicted model, not a curated record. Lineage: Eukaryota; Fungi; Ascomycota; Dothideomycetes; Pleosporales; Pleosporaceae. Gene Ontology annotation, molecular function: electron transfer activity; copper ion binding. The coding region runs from base 124 to 744 and encodes 206 amino acids.